AUGGUUACGGGACCCCCUGUGGAGGGUGCUGGCAACGAGGAAAAAGAACAUUAUGAUUCCACUACCACAUUGUCCGAGCAUCAGCAAGAAGAGCUGAGGAAAAUUGCAUCCCGGCAAUCAGCAGUAUCAACCACCGGAGGCAAACACUCGGAGCAGGGCUUUGGAUCGCAUAUUGACCCCACAAGUCCUCAUUUCGACUUGUCUCAGUGGAUGCGCUAUCAAGUGCAACAAUUUGAAGAAGACAGCAGCGCACGGAAAACAGGGGUUGUUUUUAAAGACGUUACUGUACAGGGAAGGGGAGCUGAAAUCCAAAUCCAACAUACGGUCCUAUCCUCAGUCUAUGCUCCUAUCCUUGGAGGUGCAUUUCGCCGCGGCUCUAACAAAGCCAAGACAAUAUUACACGAUGUUCAUGGACACAUCGAGCAGGGUGAGAUGCUUCUGGUGCUCGGCCGGCCAGGAGCUGGAUGCUCUACCAUGUUGAAAACCAUUUCAGCGGAUACCAACGGACUCGACUUGUCGUCGAGUUCAGUCAUUUCUUACAAUGGCAUUCUACAACACUUGAUGCAGAAAAACUACAAGGGCGAGCUUCUCUACAACCAGGAAGUUGAAAAACACUUCCCCCAUCUAACGGUCGGCGAAACACUCAACUUUGCCGCUGCAGCACGAAUGCCUCGGAUCUUACCGAAUGGAAUGUCGAAACAGGAAUAUAUCAAACAUAUGAGGGAUGUGGUGAUGGCAGUCUUCGGUCUGUCACAUACCGUCAACACGAAAGUUGGUUCUGAUUUUGUCCGAGGCGUCAGUGGGGGUGAGAGGAAGCGAGUAUCCAUUGCAGAAAUGGCCUUGGCUGGCUCGCCACUGUGUUGCUGGGAUAAUGCUACACGCGGCUUAGAUUCUGCGUCUUCUUUAGACUUCGUUAAGGCGCUACGGACCAGCUCGAGGAUUUUUGGCACCACCCAUGUUUCGACCCUUUAUCAGCCCUCGCAAGCAGUAUACCAUUGUUUUGACAAAGUUAUGGUCCUCUACCAAGGGCACGAGAUAUUCUUUGGCCCUACCACAGAGGCAAAACAGUAUUUCGAAGAUAUGGGCUGGUAUUGCCCUGCUAGACAAACAACAGCAGACUUUCUGACUAGUAUUACCAACCCAAGUGAGCGGCGACCACGGGAAGGAUUUGAAGCGAGGGUCCCACGGACCCCCGAGGAGUUUGAGAUGUACUGGAGGAACAGCACCACCUACAAGCGACUAAUGGAUGACAUCUCAAGCUACGAGGUGAAAUUCGGUGCUGAUUGUGGCGCCACCGAAGCAUUCAAGCAGAGUCAUGCCAGGCGUCAGGCUCGGUACGCACGUUCGAGCUCCCCGUAUUUGAUCGAUAUCCCGACACAGAUUGAGAUUUGUGCUUCCCGAUUUUACCAACGCGUCUGGAAUGACAUUCCUUCCACUUUGACUUUAAUGAUUGGACAGGUUGUUUUCUCCAUCAUCAUUGGGUCAUUGUUCUAUGGAAGCGCAUUCGGAACUGAGGACUUCACCUUAAAGAUGUCAGCAUUGUUUUUCGCCAUUUUGCUUAACUCGCUUUUGACCGUCACUGAAAUCCAAAACCUCUAUGCUCAACGACCAAUCGUGGAAAAACAGGCUUCGUAUGCCUUUUACCAUCCAUUCACAGAGGCAUUAGCGGGUGUUUGUGCUGAUAUUCCCAUCAAGGUUGGAUGCAGCCUAAUGUUCAAUAUUGUGUUCUACUUCAUGUGCGGCUUUCGAUACGAGGCUGGUCCAUUCUUUGUUUUCUACCUCUUCGUCACGAUGGCUCUUCUUUGUAUGAGUCAGAUCUUUCGCUCUUUGGCAGCGGCGACUAAGGCAAUCCCUCAGGCACUCGCUGCUGCCGGAGUCAUCCUACUCGCCACUGUCAUCUAUACCGGCUAUCUGCUUCCCCAGCCGAGCAUGCACCCUUGGUUCAAGUGGAUCUCCUAUAUCAAUCCGUUAAUGUAUGCGUUUGAAGCACUGGCCGUCAACGAAUUCCAUGGACGCGACUUCCCCUGCUCGGACCUGGUACCAUUAUACCCCGGACUAAAGAACGGAUCGGGUACCUACUUCAUCUGUGCGGCGAAGGUGCUGUUGCUGGUGAGCUCUAUGUCAGCGGGGAUGACUUUCUCUCCGUGAGCUACGGCUACGAAUACAGCCAUUUGUGGAGGAAUUUUGGCAUCCUCUGUGCUUUCGUCAUUGCCUUCCUCGCCCUGUAUCUGGUACUCACCGAGAUCAAUUCACAAUCUUCUUCAACCGCAGAAAGCCUUGUUUUCCGACAUGGUCGCAUUCCCGUUGCCUUUGAGAAAUCUGCAAAUGACCCCAAGGCCGCUAAUGUCAGCGCAACUCAAGGACAAGAGACGGGUGAUGAAACGGUUAUGCCACCGCAUCACGACACGUUCAUGUGGCGUGAGGUCUGCUAUGAUAUUGAGAUCAAAAAGGAGGAGCGCCGCUUGUUGGAUAAAGACAGUGGAUGGGUAGAGCCCGGCACUCUGACUGCGUUGAUGGGUGUCUCAGGGGCUGGAAAAACAACUCUACUAAACGUCCUCGCCCAACGUACUUCAACAGGAGUCAUCACAGGCGAUAUGCUGGUAAAUGGUUCUCCUCUCACUGCCAGCUUCCAGCGCAGCACAGGAUACGUUCAGCAACAGGACUUGCAUCUUCAUACCGCAACUGUUCGUGAGUCCUUACGGUUUUCGGCCUUGUUGCGUCAACCCAAAUCAGUCCCCGUCCAGGAGAAAUACGACUUUGUGGAAAAGGUAAUUUCUAUGCUCGGAAUGGAAGAAUUUGCAGAAGCAGUGGUCGGAUUUCCGGGCGAAGGGUUGAAUGUCGAGCAACGGAAGCUUCUUACUAUCGGUGUGGAGCUUGCCGCAAAGCCCGCGUUACUCCUGUUCCUGGAUGAGCCAACCUCCGGAUUGGAUAGCCAGUCGUCGUGGACCAUUAUCGCGCUUUUACGUCGGCUCGCGUCCAGUGGACAGGCUAUCCUUUGUACAAUUCACCAGCCAUCAGCCAUGCUGUUUCAACAGUUCGAUCGGUUGCUAUUCCUGGCUAAAGGCGGUCGCACCGUUUACUUUGGUGAUAUUGGACCAAAUUCUCGUACAAUGCUUGAUUACUUCGAACAAAAAGUGCGAGGAGGUGCGAUGACUCGGAGAAUCCAGCCGAAUACAUUCUCGAGAUCGCAGGUGCAGGAGUGAACGGCAAAGCCGAACAGGAUUGGCCAACUGUGUGGAAGGAAAGUCCCGAAUGUACCGAAAUGAUGAAAAUUCUGGAGAAGAGGUGCGCAGCAGUGCGAUACACGGACAAGACCGACAAACAAGCUGAAGCUGAAGGAGCAGAGGACGCCUUCGCGAUGCCUUUCAGGGUUCAGUUUGCUGCCGUUCUCCGCCGGAUUUUUCAACAGUAUUGGCGGUCGCCCGAGUAUAUUUAUGGCAAGCUGGCCUUGGGUAUCCUAUCGGCCCUCUUCGUUGGCUUCUCAUUUUACCUCCCCGGUACCUCUCAACAAGGCUUACAGUCGUCAAUUUUCUCCGUCUUCAUGAUCACGGCAAUAUUUACCGCACUAGUCCAGCAAAUCAUGCCUCAGUUUAUUUUCCAGCGAGACCUUUAUGAAGUCCGGGAACAACCUUCGAAGACAUACCACUGGGCAGCCUUCCUAGGGGCCAAUCUAAUAGCUGAGAUACCCUACCAGAUGUUCGUCGCGAUUCUUGUCUACGCCAGCUUUGUGUACCCCGUAUAUGGCAUUGCGGACUCCCAGCGCCAGGGGAUCAUGCUCCUUCUUAUCAUCCAGUUCUUCAUCUAUGGGUCUACUUUUGCUCACGCUGUGGUUGCCGUCCUGCCUGAUGCCGAGACUGCCGGUCUCAUUGCCACCAUGCUGUUUAACAUGACACUUGUAUUCAACGGUAUUCUUGUUCCUCGUGUCGCUCUUCCUGGAUUCUGGGAUUUCAUGUAUCGCGUCUCCCCAAUGACUUACCUGGUGAAUGCUAUAAUUGCCUCAGGGGUAAGCGGUCGCGCGGUCAACUGUUCCGAGAAGGAAUUAAGUGUGUUCAGCGUUGCUCCAGGUUAUGAUAGCUGCGGGCAAUAUAUGGAGGCCUACCUUGAAGCGGCCGGCACUGCUGCAGGCAAGCUUCUCAACCCGGAGAGCACCGAUCAAUGCAAGUAUUGUACCCUUCAGACGGCAGAUCAGUUUCUGGCGAGUCGGGAUAUAUACUACGACCAGCGUUGGCGGAACUUUGGCCUGCUUUGGGCCUACAUUGCCUUCAAUGCUGCCUUUGCCUUUGCCAUCUACUAUCUCAGCCGGGUGAGGUCAUGGAAGAGAAAGGCCUGA
Aspergillus niger is the source of this 4330-nucleotide messenger RNA. RefSeq lists its product as uncharacterized. The transcript has 4 exons. The annotation marks the transcript as partial. The record is from RefSeq and is a predicted model, not a curated record. Gene Ontology annotation, cellular component: membrane. Gene Ontology annotation, biological process: transmembrane transport. NCBI's taxonomy places the organism in Eukaryota, Fungi, Ascomycota, Eurotiomycetes, Eurotiales, Aspergillaceae. Gene Ontology annotation, molecular function: ABC-type transporter activity; ATP hydrolysis activity; ATP binding.